CACACUUGCCUUCAGGCAAUGGUGGAUAAGGUCAAGAAAGCUUUCUGCUUGCGUCUUUCCGCAAAAGACGACCUCUGUCACAGGCUCUCAAGAGUAGGGACGGCUAAACCUCCCUCCAGUACCCCUUACAACCCCUCCCUCCUUUAGAAAAGACCAAGAGUUGUGAGAGAGACUGUGGCCAUGGCAUUCUAUUACAGUUGUACGGACGCACCACGAACUUCAUAGAAGACAGGAUCCAGUGAAUGAGACGAAUAAACACUUGCGCCUAAUUUAUUCUCUUUAUCGUGGAUUUUUCCUUUUUUGGAUCACUUUAAUUCCACACGUGCGUGGAUUCUUCGGGUCUACAAAGGGAUUUCACGUGGUUGGGACUGCGCGAACGAAAGAUACGACUGAACGGCUACUAUCUGUAUCUCAGCCUGUAGCCAUGCCAGUUGGGUUUCAGCAACUUGGAGGGGAGACGGUGACUGGAACCCUCGCUCUCUCAGUGUUCACCGCAGUGCUCGGAUCCCUGCAGUUUGGCUACAACAUUGGCGUCAUCAAUGCCCCUCAGAAGAUCAUUGAGCAGGACUACAAUGCCACGUGGCGCCAUCGGUACGGGGAGCCCAUCCCCCUGGGAACGCUCACCUCGCUCUGGUCCCUGUCUGUGGCCAUCUUCUCCAUCGGAGGCAUGCUCUCCUCCUUCUGCGUGGGCGUCAUCUCAGAGUGGCUGGGCAGGAGGAAAGCAAUGUUGAUCAACAACUUGUUUGCAUUCAUUGGCGGAGGCCUGAUGGGGAUGUCCAAGAUCAGUCGGUCAUUUGAGAUGAUGAUCCUCGGCCGGUUUGUCAUCGGGAUGUACUGUGGAUUGGCUUCAGGGCUGACACCCAUGUAUGUGGGUGAGAUUGCACCCACCAGUCUCCGAGGGGCACUGGGCACCCUGCACCAGCUGGCUAUCGUCACAGGCAUACUCCUAGCACAGAUCCUUGGUCUGGAGUCUCUGCUGGGUAGCGAGGAGCUCUGGCCCAUGCUGCUGGGGAUCACCGUUAUCCCCACCGUCCUGCAGAUGGUGUUGCUGCCCUUCUGCCCCGAGAGCCCCCGGUUCCUCUACAUCAUCCGCUGCCAGGAGCACCAUGCCAAGAGUGGUCUGAGAAGGUUGACGGGGAGACAGGAUGUAGGGGACAUGCUGGCGGAGAUGAAGGAGGAGAAGAGGAGGAUGGACAUGGAGAGGAAGGUGUCCAUCCCGGAGCUGUUCCGAUCUCCGUUUUACAGACAGCCUAUAAUCAUAGCUAUCGUUCUUCAGCUCUCCCAGCAGCUAUCUGGAGUUAACGCUAUAUUCUACUACUCCACCAGCAUCUUCCAGAAGGCAGGGGUCCAAAGCCCUGUCUACGCCACCAUAGGAGCCGGAGUGGUCAACUGUGCCUUUACCGUGGUCUCGCUCUUCCUGGUGGAGAAGACAGGCCGCAGGACACUGCACAUGCUCGGUCUGUCCGGGAUGUGCCUGUGUGCUGUCAUCAUGACGAUGGCCCUCGCCUUAUUGGACAGGGUUCCCUGGAUGAGCUACAUCAGCAUGUUGGCCAUCUUUGGCUUCGUGGGCUUCUUUGAAGUGGGUCCUGGUCCGAUCCCCUGGUUCUUCGUCGCCGAGCUCUUCUCCCAGGGCCCCAGACCUGCUGCUAUGGCUGUGGCCGGAUUCUCCAACUGGACCGCCAACUUUAUUAUCGGCAUGGGCUUCCAAUACAUCGCUGACGUUUGCGGCCCGUACGUGUUCCUGAUUUUCGCAGUGCUCAUCCUUUUCUUCAUCCUCUUCACUUUCUUCCGGGUGCCAGAGACGCGGGGCAAGACGUUUGACCAAAUCGCUGCCAAUUUCCAGCAGCACUCGGCGACCAUGAUGGACAUGGACCUGGACCUGGGCCUGGACAAGCCUAGCACCGAGCUGGACUACCUUGGGGAUGGCACUCUGAACUAAGGGUGCGAGGCCUGAGGAGGGAAACAAGGCUGGGCGCCAUAGAAAUGAAGUUGGGUAUAGUCCCUAGGGGUGGACAGUCCUUUGGGCCUGAUUCCAACCCAUUGCUGUGUAUUUGGAGAGUUGAUGAGAGUAUGCAAUUACUUUGGAAUCAGGCCCUUGUAUGAUGCCAUGGGUGAAAUAGGGAAAUGACGCUAAGUGGGGGGGCAUUCCUGGAACUCAACUUAGUAGAAUCAGUUUCAGGGAAAAGGUUAUACAACUUUAGAACAGAACUGCAACAACUUAACACAGCCCCAGGAGAGGAAGAGUUGGAGGCUUGUUACCAAGUUUGGGUGACAGAUUCUGAUUACCAUAGCAACCCAUAAUGGGUCAUAGUGGGCUGUAAAAAAUGUUUCAGAUUUUUUUAAGGCAUAAAUCACAUGGUUUUUAAAUGCAGGUUGAGGUUGGGAUAUUAUUCUGUGAUAUUGCACACCGAUAUUAUAUAUAGAGCAAUGCUGGAGAGACUGUUUUUACUGCACUUUAUCUACAAAGAUGUCAGGCUUUCAGAGAUGGAGAAAACUAGUUACAGAAGGGAAAUAAGGUUAACCAACUUGCAUUAGUAACUAGUUAAGUGGUUUUGACAUGUAUGAUUUGUUUCUGACAUUUCAUGGUGUAUAGUACAGCCUACAGAAAUGUUACUGUGAGAAGUGAUAACGAUGUACAGUAAUUAGUACUUAAUGUUUAUAGUGUGCUGGUUUGAUUGAAACAUAGGAAAACUAAUGGUUUGAGGGUCUACAAAUAUUCAAACUUUACCCACUCCAAAAGGAGGAUGCCUUUCGUUUUUUUUUUUUUUUUUUACCGUCUCCGCAUAUGUCUGAAGGUACUAUGCAUGCAGUUAGAGAUUUUGGAUGUACUGGUGUGAUUGUUUCUUGAAGACUUGUAUUGAGAUAUUGUACAAAGGACACCAGUAAUUUAUAAAAUGUGUGAAUAUUAA
Messenger RNA from Hypomesus transpacificus, 2909 nucleotides. RefSeq names its product solute carrier family 2, facilitated glucose transporter member 4-like. NCBI's taxonomy places the organism in Eukaryota, Metazoa, Chordata, Actinopteri, Osmeriformes, Osmeridae. Gene Ontology annotation, biological process: monosaccharide transmembrane transport. The record is from RefSeq and is a predicted model, not a curated record. The transcript is spliced from 11 exons. The coding region runs from base 425 to 1939 and encodes 504 amino acids. Gene Ontology annotation, molecular function: hexose transmembrane transporter activity. Gene Ontology annotation, cellular component: membrane.